AUGACUUCACAUUCUAGCUCUAACCACUCAUCUGCAUCUCUUGUAUGCAAGUUGGUGUGCCAUUUAAUGAAAAAACCUUCCGAAUCUGUCAAAUCUGAAUAUCGAGAUGCUCUAUAUACCCUUAAUUGUUCGGCUACUAAAUGUGAAAAAGAUGAGCUUUCAACAUGUGAAAAAAUAAAAGCAAAAUUAAUUUCUCAGAAAAAAACAAAAGAUGCUAUGACUUUUGUAGAACUUCAUCGUAAAUUGCAAACCAGUGCAAUUUUAAAAAAUCGGACUAGCGUUUUGUACUUUUUGCACUCUUUACAGGAUUUUAAAAAUGAAGAAGUUAAUUAUUGUCAAGUUCCUAGAGGAUUAGAAUCCAAUGUAUCUUUGGACUCUGGAAUUACUUUAAAUGCCCACGAUGUUAUAAAUAAGCAGAUAAAUAAAUCUCAUAAUAAUGUAAUGUUGGGCGAUUUAUUCAUAAAGGCCCAAAGCAGAGACUUGUCCAGUGAUGUUCAAUUUCCGAGUGGUUAUAAGCAAUGUAAAAACCGUGAAAAUUUUGAUUACAUUCAAAAUAAAGUAUCCGGUGUUGAGUUUGCAGCGGAAAAAUAUGUUAAUGGCCAAUCUGGUGUAAAGCGAGAAAAGUUACAAGAAAAAGCUCUCAUUGUUCGAUCUAAUGAAUCCAAUUUAGGAUCAAUUUCACUUACUGUGCCAAACCUGCAGCGUCUUUUGCAUGACAUAUUGUAUGCUGUACAAGGCCUGAGAGGUGAUCUCAUAUCAUGGGAUCCCGAAAAGAAUAACUUUAAUGUAGUUUUCAGAGAAGACUUACCAAAUCCAGUUAAAAGGUUGACCUUACGUUUCAUGGAACUUGGUUGGAUGUAUUGUUGUAUUAAUCAAUACUGCAAAGUUCAGAGUUGUGAGAAAUCAUCUGGACUUAUUGCGCAAAGUUUUGUGUCUGCUUUAAAAUCGAAAUUAGUUGACUAUUAUAAACUGAUAGCUGAACUGGAAGCUUUUUUAUCGCAAGAGCAAGUUUUGGAUAAUUUAUAUAACGUUUCAAAUUCCCUUACUUUGCAUAGAUUGUCUGUGUGGUUUUUUGAACCUCAUAUUCAAUUAAAGGUUCUUGCCUCGGUGGUAGAUGCAUGUAAAGGAAAAAAAGGAGGAGCUCUAGCUUCAGUGUUAUUUUUGCAUGUGCAGCAUGGAAAUGAAAAUACCAAAAUGCUUAUUCAAGAUUUAUUAAAGGUUGUAACUAGACCCCUUGUUAAGAUGCUCAGUAACUGGAUUUAUUGUGGAGAAUUGGAAGAUGUUUUUGGUGAAUUUUUUGUCGCUACCAAUAUAGCAGUUCCGGAUUGUAGUUUAUGGCAAGAAAGAUAUAGCCUAAACAAAGCAAUGAUUCCAUCUUUUAUUACAAUGGAUCAAGCUAGAAAGAUACUAUCCACUGGAAAAGCUAUUAACUUUCUUCGUCGCGUGUGUCAAGACAAUUCCUUUGCUCGUGACGAAAAAAGACGUACAAAAUCGAUUGAACUGAUGAAUUCUGAAUCGUUAUUUUCACAAGAAAAAGAUUCUAACUUUGAAAGUAUUUUGGAAAAAAAUUACACAAAAACAAGUAAAAUAGUUUUACAAGUAUUGCAUGAAAAAUAUAACCUUAUGGAUCAUCUGCUUGCAAUGAGGAAUUAUUUUCUUCUUGGUCAAGGAGAUUUUAUUCGACAUUUAAUGGAUCUAUUGGAUGUAGAUUUAGCUAAACCAGGGAAUAGCUUAUAUAUUCACAAUCUGACAGGAAUCUUAGAAAGUGCCAUAAGAGCCACUAAUGCACAAUUUCAUAAUUCUGAAGUUCUUCAAAGGUUGGAUGUGAGACUUUUAGAAGUAUCGGUUGGAGAUACAGGAUGGGAUGUAUUUAGUCUGGAUUAUCACGUCGAUGGUCCAAUCAGCACUGUUUUCACUCCUCAUUGCAUGAACUCAUAUGCAAGACUUUUUACAACCCUUUGGAGAGCAAAGCGAAUGGAAUAUAUUCUGAGUAAAAUAUCCCAGUCACGUACUACUUACUUGAAACUUCAAGCGAAGAUUCCCGCUGUGACUUCAGUUCUUCAUCAGUGUCACAUAAUUUUGGCUCAAAUGGUUCAUUUUGUUCAGCAGAUGCAAUAUUAUAUGGCCUUUGAAGUAAUGGAGUGUUGUUGGGCAGAUUUACUUUUGAAAAUUUCAUCUGCUAAAGAUCUUGAUCAGGUGAUUAGUGCUCAUGAAAAUUUUCUUGAUACCUUAUUAACCAGAGCAUUACUUGAUGAAGAAUCAUUAAUAUUAAGGACACAUCUGAAAGCUAUUUAUGAUUUAAUAAUAGAAUUUGAUAAGCAUCAAUCACAGUUUUGGAGUGAAGUAAAAAUUGCUGCUGCAAAAAAGGAUGAAAAAGAAGAAAAUAUUCGAAUAAACACAGAGAAAAAUAAUUGGGGUUCUACUGAUGAGCAAAAAGCAGAAUUUGAUGUUCUUGUAGAACAUUUGAAAUGCAAAAGUAUUCCAACUGUUAGAGCAGAGCUCAGAAUUCUUUCUAACACUUAUGAGGAUACUGUUCAGAAAUUUUUGAUUAUGUUAAAUGAUCAAGAUGACCCUAAUCUGUGUUUCUUGAGCUUUCGUCUUGAUUUCAAUGAACAUUUCAAAAACAAAAAUUCACGUCUUCAAACAUCUCUAACUUAUCAACACCGUAGGAAGUCUAUAAAAUAAUGAUUAAAGUUCGAGUGUAGUGUAUGUAUGUAGGCAAUGAUUGUAAUGUGUCUCAUUCAGCCAGCAUAUUUUUAUUUAAUGCAUUUGUUUGUAAAUUCUGUGAAUUUUGCUUGAAGUUCAAUUUUUCUAAAGAUGUUUCUUUGAAACAACCAUGUACAGUGAAACCUCUCAGGAGCGACCACUCUCCGUUCCUGAAAAAAGUGGUCGUUAAUGGAGGUUGGUCGCUCUUAGAGGUCAUUAGGUCAUUUUUUAACAUGCAAAGGUAAUAUAGCACCUAUGGAAAUUAUUCAUAUUCUUCCUGCAGGGUAAUCAAAAGCAAUAGAAUAAGAACGUUUAAACAAAGAAACUUCUUUUUUUUAGAAAUUUUUAAUGUAAAAUAUACUUUUUAUAUGAUUUUUACAUUUAAACACUAUUUUUAGUAGCGUUAAAAUAUGUAAAGAGAUUUGGCUGCUUCAGGCUUUUAGUUUUCUCUGAAACAACUUUAGAUUCUAACUUAAGCUUUUAGCUGUAAAAAUAAAUUAUUAAUGUCCUCAUCAUUAAUGCAAUCUGAGUGCAACAUAAGAUUAUCUGUCUCUGUUAGAGUUUGUUGAGCCUUGGUCGUACAGCAUCCGUCAACCCCGCGUUUUCAUCACCUUCAUUAAAUGUAUAACAUCAAUACGUUUCUCUAGCGUGAGAUAAACUCGCUUUUUCGACAUUUUUACUGCGGUGUUGAUCAAAUGCAGAUCCAAUGCAACACUGAAACCAAUCCUUUAGCCAUUCGAAUAAGCUGUAGAUUUUGUUCACUCUAAUGACCUAGGAUUGGACCGUUCCAAUACCCCUCUCCUGUAGUAACCAAGAAAUUCCAAGAAGCAAUCCUUUAGAGAAUUUCUUUUCUUAUUAACCUUCCUCAAUGAUAGGGGACGCACGCCUGACUUGUCUGGUUAUAUACCUGUGCAACCUUUUAACUUCCCAAGGGUUCGAAAAACUACGCCCUCCUUUUUAUGACAUUUUUGAGGUUUAGAACAGGAGAAGGAACGUGUUGGAAACCACAGGGAGAAUAGAUUUUAAUCCCUUAUUCUGGUUUCCUUCCACUUUUGUUUACAGGAGAAGACUGAUAUGUGUGUAAACUAAAUGUUCUAUUGCUUUUCAUUUGUUGUCUGUCUCUUUUUUGGUUUCUAACAAAAAAUUCCUAGCAUUUGUUACAGCUGAAGUUUUUCAUAUGCCGGUCGUUGUGAGAGGUUUCGAUGGUCUUUCCCAGAGGUAUUUUAACAUUAGGUUUAUACGGGGGAAAAUCGGUGCCAUGGAAAAUUGGUCGUUAAUAGAGGUGGUCGUUCAUAGAGGUUUCACUGUAUAUGUUUUUAUGAGUGAUGCUGGGUUUUGUCCUAUUUACCUUAUUGUUUUUAACUAAAAUAUAAUUGAAUGUUUAAGUCAUGUUUUUAAAUAAAA
Molecule: messenger RNA, 4110 nt
Organism: Uloborus diversus
Lineage: Eukaryota; Metazoa; Arthropoda; Arachnida; Araneae; Uloboridae
Product: gamma-tubulin complex component 3-like
Exons: 1
Coding region: 1-2685 (894 amino acids)
Biological process (GO): cytoplasmic microtubule organization; meiotic cell cycle; microtubule nucleation
Cellular component (GO): centrosome; equatorial microtubule organizing center; gamma-tubulin small complex
Molecular function (GO): gamma-tubulin binding; microtubule minus-end binding
Source: RefSeq, a predicted model, not a curated record